CCAUAUGUCAAUUUUGCACCGAUUGUCUUUUAUUCCACCGAAUUGUGUUUCAUUGCACAUGUUCAUUGAUUUUUGUGGAAUUUAGGAAAAGUAAACAGAUUUUCCUUAAGAAAUGGGUGGUAUAACAAGCCGAUUCCGUGUUUCCAACUCAGGGUUAACCAGCACCGACAUUAAAAAUUUAGAAGAUGCAAACAAACGUGAAAAUCCAGGAACUUUAGAUGAAUUGCACAAAAAGACCAAAGAUGUAAUGCCGGUGAACUUUGAAGGUGGUAAACUGAUGGUGAACAGGGGAAUAUCCAAUCACUUCCAGAUGUCGCACACGCUAACAAUGAGUUCCGCACAGAACGGCUACAAGUUAGGAGCGACAUACAUUGGGACAAAGCAGAUAUCCCCCACCGAGGCCUUCCCUGUCGUGCUCGGUGACGUGGACCCGGCCGGCAAUGUUAACUUUAACUUUAUACACCAGUUGACUCCUGAAGUGCGGCUUAAAGCUGCUGCACAGAUUCAAGAAUGCAAGCUAACAGCCACACAAGGCACGUUGGAGUACAAAGGGUCGGAUUAUACAUUAGCAAUGGCGUUUGGUAAACCAGACUUUAGUGAAAAGUCAGCUGUUGUUGUUGGACAUUACUUGCAGUCGGUGAGCAAGCGGCUGGCGCUGGGCGCGGAGCUUGUGUACCAGUCGAGCGCGCGAGUCAUGGGCGGAGAGAUCGCUAUCGUGUCCGCAGCCGCAAGAUACACUAUGGACGAUUCCGAAGUGUCGGCAACAUUAGGGCCGGCCAGCUUCCACGUGUGCUACUUCAAACAGGCCAGUGAACAGUUGCAAGUGGUAGCAGAAAUGGACACAUCGUUCCGAGGGAUGGAGUCGACGGGCACCAUCGGCUACCAGGUCACCAUACCCAAGGCAGAGCUGGUCUUUAGAGGUAUGGUAGACUCUAACUGGAACAUAGGCGCAGUCCUCGAAAAGAAGCUGCAGCCGCUCCCGUUCACGUUCGCGCUCUCGGGCAUGGCGAACCAGGCCAAGCAGCAGUUCAAGUUCGGCUGCGGCCUGAUCAUCGGCUAGUGACAGUGUUUGUGUUAGUGCAGUGUUAGUGAUACCCAACUGUGUGUUUGUGUGAGUCGUCGAAAUGAUAACGGUUCGAUUUGUUUCUGUACGCUGAAGAUUUUUGAAGUGAAACUUCUUUGAGAGUAAAAUUACAAGGUCCCGUCAUGGCUAUACCGUCGCAUCAUAGAGUAAGGCGACGAUUUUGGUAUCUUUGCAUCUUGCCAAAGAAGUUUCACUUCUGACACGUGUGCUCGGCACACACGCUCCUUUGUAUAAUGUAACCUCCCAAAUGCUGUUAAGAGGUCACCUGCUUUUGCCAAUAUAUUGAAAUAUGUGUAUAAUUUUAGUAUACAAUGAUCUUGUUCGAAUAAACCAUCAUAUUGAAUUUCAUUAAUAUACAAACAACAUUUAAGCACAAAAUAUGCUACGCAAGUUCGCUUAUGCCAUUGUCAGAUCAAUAAAAUUGCCUCGCUCAAUUAUUUUAUUUGCCAUUACAAGCUGAUAAUUGUUUUACACAAAUGUACGACAUCAAUAUUUCCUUGUACUUAAACAAAGAACAUAUUUUUUGAACUUUGACUUUUAUAAUUGGAAAAUUUUACUGAUUCUGUUAAAAAUUACUUGACUUGUAAUGUCAUCAUAUAGCAUUUUUUAUUCAUUAUCAUCAGCUCAUUAUGAUCCCACUAUUGGGACAUGGGGCUCCGAUAAGGGUACAGACCAUAAUCUAAAACACUGGCCAAGCUCAGUUUAGCAUAUGUCGGUUUCCGUAAUGGUUUCCUCACAAUGUUUUUUUCCAUUAUUUUGUUUGUUUGAAGAAAAAAUAUUAGCAUUAGAUAAACUUUUACAUUUUGCCAGAAAAAAGAUCGACUGCUCUUUUAAUUCAGUCAGGGUUACAACAGAAUCAGUCCCAAUGUUGGAAUUUAUAAUUUUAAUAUCAACCAAAUAUUAUGAUAAAAGUAUGUGAAUGCAAGUAAUUCAUAUUAUUUUUGUGGUCAGGUAUUUUGUAUACAUAUACUUUAAGUGUUUACAUGGUAUUCUGUGUGUUCUUUUGCUUUCCACCAGAAAGGCAUUUAUGACAAUAUGGUCACUAUUAUAAAUCUUUGAUUGUAGUUUUGAAGUGAAACUUCUUUAUCGGGGUUGGAAAAAAAUUUAGUGUAACAUUUUUUCGUUACGCGUGACAUUUUUCCGUUACGCGCCGUCUUUUUCUUAUCCCUACCACGCGUAAUUCGACGUAUUUCUGUAAAGUUGCAUAUAGUAAGUUAUUUUUUGAAAAAUAAGGUCAUAAAGAAGUUUCACUUCUUACGUGUGUACACUAGUACACGCACACAUUAUUUUACAAUUGUAAUCAGUAUUUAUAACUUGAUUAUUCAAUGCAUUUUGUUUUAUCAUCAAUAGUUUAUUCAUUUUCAUCUAAAAUAUUGUGUUAAUUAUAUUAAUAUUGGCUGUUAGUUAUAUUAUAUAAAAUCUAUUGUAUUUGAUUGUAAACUAUGUUACUUAUAAAGAAAUGAAUCAACUCUAGUAUUCAUAUACAAAAGUGCAAAAGAGAUUUAAUUUAUCGCAAUUAGAUUCAAUUCUUUAUUUGUAUGCAUUUUCAUUAUAAAAGUGACCAUGUCAGCUGUUAUCCAUCCUUAUGUACAAUGUAUGAAUGUAGAUAGAUAUGGCGUAUUGUAAAUAGGGCCUGUUGUUAAACUGUUUAUUUUUAAUAGAGUUAUGUUAAUUAAUCAA
This is a messenger RNA of Colias croceus (clouded yellow), 2764 nucleotides long. Its product is annotated as mitochondrial import receptor subunit TOM40 homolog 1-like. NCBI's taxonomy places the organism in Eukaryota, Metazoa, Arthropoda, Insecta, Lepidoptera, Pieridae. Gene Ontology annotation, molecular function: transmembrane protein transporter activity. The record is from RefSeq and is a predicted model, not a curated record. Gene Ontology annotation, biological process: protein import into mitochondrial matrix. The coding region runs from base 113 to 1060 and encodes 315 amino acids. Gene Ontology annotation, cellular component: mitochondrial outer membrane; mitochondrial outer membrane translocase complex. The transcript has 8 exons.